CCUCUGUGAGUCAGUCUGGUUUCCAUUCGUUGUUCGUCUGGAAUGAAGUUGGACUGAAGAGGAGCGAGGAAGAGGAGCGAGGAAGAGGAGGCUGAAAACAGAUGGGGAGAAAGAGAAAAGAGAGGAAGGCCCAGUCAGUCAUGAUGGCAUCCAGCAGAGGACAGACAGGAAGUCUCAACCUGCUGCACUUCCUGUUGGGUGUGUUGCUGGUUCAUCCAGAAAGGGGCGUGUCCUUGGAACUGCUGCCAUCAACCUCAGAAGUUCUACUCCAAUCAGAUUCCACCUUUACUGUUGCGUGUUCUGGAUGGAGUGAGGUGAGGUGGAGGUUCCCUCAGGAUUCCCAGGGAGAUGGAGUCCAAGUGGAGGACCAGGGGUCCAGCAGCAUCCUGCAUCUCUCUCAUGUCACCUGGAAGAACUCUGGUCGGUACACCUGUGAGGAGACAUCAGCUGAUCAGAAAAGACACAUGGACAUCUUUAUACCCGGAAGAGGUCCUGAUGAGUGGUUUGUCCCGAAUAGUCCAAGUAUUGUGAUGAAGGAGACAGAAGAAGGCACUGUCCCCUGUCUAGUGUCCGACCCCCGGCUCAAAGUGUCCCUAAUCGAACGUCUUGGAAAGACGUCGGUCAGUGGAAUGACAUAUGAACCAGGUCACGGCUUCACGGGCCGUCUUAAUGACACGUCAUACAUGUGUGUGGCAUCCAACGGAGACAAUGAGACGGAGUCCCAGGUAUACUAUGUCUUCAGCAUUGAAGGUGAGUCCAGUUUUAUGAUUGCACCGGUCUGUUACCUGUCUGUCUCUGUUACCUGUUGCCUGUCUCUGUCUCCACCUAUCUGUUACCUGUUGUCUGUCUUUGUCUCCACCUGUCUGUUACCUGUUGCCUGUCUUUGUCUCCACCCAUCUGUUACCUGUCCAUCUCUGUUACCUGUUGUCUGUCUUUGUCUCCACCUAUCUGUUACCUGUCCAUCUCUGCUACCUGUUGCCUGUCUCUGUCUCCACCUGUCAGUCCCUCAGGUGAUGGAGGUGGACUUGUCUGUGUCCAGCAGCGUCCUGAAGCGGGGGGAGGUUCUGAUGAUUAACUGCACCGUCAAAGACGCUGAGAAUGUCUUCUUCUCCUGGCGCUUUCCCCGCAGCAAGGAAAUAGAACCUGUAACAGAUUUACUGUCCAAUCAGAUCCGCUCCUUUGUCAACAUCACCACAGCAACGGUGGCGGAUUCAGGUGUGUAUGUUUGUGAGGUUGGAGAGACAAAGCAGGGACGAAGGAUGGAGAAAAACAUCACAGUAACUGUGCUCGACCGAGGUUACGUCUACCUGUGGCCAUCAGGUGACAGGAACGUGUCAUCUGUCCUGCAUGACACGGCAGUCCUCACCGUGGAUAUUGAUGCCCAUCCCACCCCCACCGUCCUCUGGACCAGAGACAACCAGACCAUUUCCAUGGAAACCACCACCACUCACCUGACAGGCAGCAGGUACAUGAGCACCUUGACACUGCGUCGACUGCAGAUGGAUCAGACAGGAAGUUACACCGCGACCGCUUCCAACGAAGACGACUCUGAUGAGGUCAUCUUCUACCUGGAGGUGAAAGCACCCCCCAAAAUCAGGUCCCUGUCAGACGUUGGCAGCAACACUUUUGUUUGUGUCGGUGAGGGAGCUCCGCCCCCUGUUAUUACCUGGUACACCUGUCACAGUUCUCACAGGUGCAGUAAUUUGAGUGGCAGCUGGAGGAGCAUAUCAGAUGCUUCAGAGGGCGUGACCCUGCAGGAGAUUAUCACCGAGGUGACAGAGAGGGACGUUGUUGAGGUACGAAAUGUAUUGACUCUUCAGGCUCUGAGCUCCGUGUCAGCUGUUCGUUGUGAAGCCCGAAAUUCAGCUGGAGAACGAAGCCGAGACCUCCAAGUUCUGUCCAACUCUCUCCUGUCCCAGGUUGCAGUCUUGGCAGCGGUUGUUUUUCUGGUCAUUAUAGCCAUCAUCUUCCUCAUCAUCCUCAUUGUCCUCUGGAGAAAGAAACCUCAUUACAAAGGUCGAUGGAAGGUGAUAGAGUCCGUAAGUUCUGACGGACAGCAGAUAGUCUACAUGGACCCCGCAGACCUGCCCUACAGCUCCACCUGGGAAAUACCACGAGACCAUGUAGUACUUGGUCAGGUUUUGGGUUCUGGUGGAUUCGGGCGUGUCGUCGAGGCAACCGUCUCUUGUCUAACUGGCCCCAAGUCUACAACCAAAGUGGCCGUGAAGAUGGUGAAAACAAGAACUGAUGCAGUUCAGUCUCUGAUGUCGGAGCUUAAGGUUUUGGUUCAUCUUGGUCCUCACCUGAACAUCGUCAACCUGCUGGGAGCCUGCACAAGAGGAGGUCCGGUUUAUCUGAUCACAGAGUUCUGUCGUCAUGGAGACCUCCUGACCUACCUGCAGAAGAACAGACACACCUUGCUCCAGGGUUACACACCCACCAAGAGUGACAGUGAUGGCGGCUACAUGGACAUGAACAAAGAGGAGAGUGUUCAGUACGUUGCUAUGAAGGAGCUCAGCCAUGCCGCCAUCAAGCCCGCCGUGUAUGAGACAGCACACAUACCAGCAGACCAGCAGGAGGCGUCAUCACUCCUCCUCAAUGACUCACCUCUUCUCACCCACAAUGACCUAAUCAGCUUCUCCUUCCAGAUUUCUCAAGCCAUGGAAUUCCUCUCCUUCAGAAAGUGUGUCCACAGAGACCUGGCAGCGAGGAACGUCCUGAUCUGUGACGGGAAGCUGGUGAAGGUCUGUGACUUUGGUUUGGCAAGAGACCUGCUGAAGCACCAGGAUUACAUUGUCAGAGGAAAUAGCUUUCUUCCACUGAAGUGGAUGUCUCCAGAAAGUAUCUUCCAGAACAUCUACAGCUUUCAGAGUGAUGUCUGGUCCUUUGGAGUCCUCCUUUGGGAGAUCUUCUCACUGGGUGGCCGUCCAUACUCGGACUUCCCGUUAACCCAAGUCUUCUCCUCUGCGCUAAAGAACGGACUCCGAUUGGACCGACCAGAAAACGCUCCACAUGACAUGUAUGAUCUGAUGAAGCAGUGCUGGAAAGACGAACCCCAGUCCAGACCAUCCUUCUCCUCACUGGUUGUCGCCGUGGGCAACAUGAUGAGUGACACCUACAAACAGCAUUACAUCCAGCUGACUGAAAACUUCCUGGAAGAUGACAGUCCAGCUGUUGUUCAAUCCAGAUGGAGCUCAUCCAGAAAUGCUGAAUACCAGACUGACAGACGGGGAAAUCCACCUGAAGAGAAAGUCAACCUACUGGAGGAGGAGCUAGUGGAGGCAAGCCACUCCCACAACAUUCCUGCUGGUGACAUCAGUACAGAGGGAAACACUGGCACUGCGCUGGACGCAGUCAGCCCUCUUUCAGAUCCUCCCAUCAUCCUGCAGUCAGAGGAGGAAGUAGCAGUACAGGAAGUUAUAUCAUCAAAGAAAACUGCUUCACCUCCUGCAUCAUCCUGCUGCCAUGUAGAAGAGGAGAGCUGCAUGUGAAGAGUUCAGCUGCCUGGCAGACGAACGGAGGGUUUAGUUAACCCAAAUCAUCUGCCAAGGCCUCCUCCAGCUGGACCAAUCAGAUGCCUGGUCAUUAUGAACUCAGACUAGAAUCUAAGACUGUAGGAAUGAACUUCAUGGUUUCUGUUCCCUCAGUACAGACUGUAAAGGCUUUCAGAAGGAGUUCCUUUACGUUUUAUCAUGUAACACUUGUUUUCUACAGCAGGUCUUGGAUCAGAUUUAUACUCUGUUGUAUUCCUUAUGUACUCAUAUGAAUUGUUUAUCCAUUUCUCACACAAACUGCUGACAUGUGUUAGAACUGAAUUCUUUAUUAAAAUUAAUCCAGCAGCUUCUCUGACCCCCACUGUAGUCUUCAUCAGCUCACUGAUUCCACGCUGAGCAAAGACUUCCUCAAAUUCUCUUUCCAGGUAGAAACCAGGAAUGUUUGCUCCAUUGUGACAUUCAAAAUCAUUUUGAAUGUCUAGACAGAUGAGGAUGAGUACCUCCGUAGAUUGGCAUGUAAGUCUUUUAUUCAGGAUUUGCAGCUAUGUUGUUGGUGACAUGAAUGCGAAUGUAAGAAUAGGAGCUAUACUUAUACCAGCAAGGCCUGGCACUGAAGUUCCAGGCUGGACCACUGCUUCUGUGCAGUGGAUGCUCAUGACUCCACCAAUAUGAUAAUUUAUUAUGAUCUGACUACUACAGACUAUAUACUCUUUCUCAUGGUGUUAGUAAAAAUGGUCUAAGAAAAGAUCUUAAGGUCUCAAAAGAUACCUUACUUUGUCGGGAUCUGAACUGUAAGAAUGUACAGCACUAAGAAAUUUUGUGCCCGGUAUGAGCUAUCAUGGAGUCACUCUGUAUCUGGAGCAGGCCCCUAUGUUAACAUCAGACUAAAGGGUGCUAUGCUAAGCCAGGUUGGAAGGAUCAUGUGGAAGAGCUCCAUGCAGAGGCCCGAAAUGCUUUUAAAAAUGGGCUGAGGUGGGCAAAAGCAGACAUGGCCCUCUGUUAGAAAAUAAAAAAAUGCUCUAAUGCUUAAUUUAAAUAUGCACUUCAUUGUAUUAAAAGAAACAAAAAUACUAUGAGGUCAGAUUCACUGGCAAGGAAGCUGCAAAAACUAAUGUUAAUGACUUCUGGACAUUCUCUUCCGGCUCUCAACGAAGGCAGACGCUUUUCUUCGCUCUCCCUCCUCCCCACUCUGCCCUGCUACUUGUCCUGUCAUCUCUGAGAGACUCUCUGCAUUUCUUUCUGAAACCAAAUCUAGAACCAUGGAUUUGAUCAGCUGGUCCCAAAAUGCAAUUGACCAAAUUUAUUCUAACCGGAAAACAGGUGUAGGGGAGCCUGCUUGUCCUGGCAGAACGUUUUCGGCUGGAUAUGUGAUGGAUUCCUGGGGAGUGUGGAAAGUCAUGUGCCUGUCGAUCUUGUCUGUCGAGGACGCUGAAGACAGCUAUACAUUCGGAUUGAUGAUAACUGGGUUUCUGCUGUUUGAAGCGGACGGUUUCCUGGCAUAUCGCAAAAUUUGGACACUGUCGGCGGCCUCUGGCAAGCUGCCGGAUUUCUGUGCCGGUGUGUGUUGAGCUAUGAACAAUCAGACUUUGGCGUUGCAGGAGAUUAAUCGUAAACUGGAGGCUAUUCUAGCUCAGAAUAGCAAGCUGGUUGCGAUUCUGGAGCUCGUACGUGGGGUGGACACCAACUUGGAGAAGCUGUCGGCUUGGCUGGAUGGAAAUUGACCCAUAAAUUUGGAUGAUUUAGAGUCGCCAGUGGGACCACUGAGAGACUCAAGGCAGAUGAAACAGCUCUGGUCUGAAACUAAAACAAAGGCUGUUAUCUGAUUCUGCUCCCUGUACUGGCCUUGGAUGGCUGGCUAUAAAGUUCUCCUGGAAGGUUAUGUUGAUGGAUGCUCAGUCCCCCCCACUCUCCUCUUGGGCGGGGGACUUUUUCCUGUAUCAGCUCCCAAGGACGCCCCACUAUCAUCAGGUGGCAGAGACUGGAGAAAAUGAACUGGGAGAAAGUUCACAAGCUCACUUACUGCACACACAUGCACCACACUCAAAUACACUACUGACACACCUCCCCCGAUGAUUCACUGCCUUGGUCGAUCCUUCCCCCCUUCCCUCCAGUCCCGUGCGGCGGGUCGACUGGAUGCGCUCAUGUUCAGCUGCGUCCUCACCCCCUCUCCCCCCUGCCAUGUAUUUCUUAUGCUGUGAAUGUCUGAAUUUGUACUUUUAUGUACUUUUUUUGUAUCUCCACACUGGGCCUAAGGGCCUAAGGGCCCAGUGUGGAGAUACCUUUUUUUGCUCUAGCCUCAUCUUAUUCGCCUCAUGUUAUCUUUUCCAUCUAUAUCUAAUACUAAUAUAGGUGCGCCGCACCGUGGCUGCUGCCUCAGUCUGCCUAAUCCUGUUUGUGUUUACAUGUUGUUGCUGUCUACUCUUGGACAGGUUGUAUUGGAAACAAUUUCGUUGUACCUGUGUCCUGCACUGUGUAUAAUGACAAAUAAAUCUGUUGAAUCUUGAAAGAAAUAAAAACUUUUAAUAAUUAA
Melanotaenia boesemani (Boeseman's rainbowfish) is the source of this 6024-nucleotide messenger RNA. Its product is annotated as platelet-derived growth factor receptor beta-like. The record is from RefSeq and is a predicted model, not a curated record. Bases 102 to 3491 code for a protein of 1129 amino acids. Gene Ontology annotation, molecular function: platelet-derived growth factor beta-receptor activity; ATP binding; platelet-derived growth factor binding. Gene Ontology annotation, cellular component: signaling receptor complex. Lineage: Eukaryota; Metazoa; Chordata; Actinopteri; Atheriniformes; Melanotaeniidae. Gene Ontology annotation, biological process: positive regulation of kinase activity; cell chemotaxis; cell surface receptor protein tyrosine kinase signaling pathway. The transcript has 26 exons.